UUCGAGCUCGUUCCGUAAAAUCGCAUUGAAGAUGAGAUUUUUUUAGAUUUUUUGGACGAAAAAACGGUGUUUUGGUGAAGAUAAAAUAUUUCUCUACUUUCAGAUGGCCAGCUGCUUCUUUCGCACUUUCCCCAUUAACCGCGGAGCGACCAAAUCCUUAUCAUUCAACUACUUUUUACGAUACUAUGCAAGCUGCCCUCGUUGCUGGAAGUGCAGUAGCGAAGGAUCCAAAGAUAAAUUCUUCUGCAGUUCAUGUGGAGUUCUGCUGAAAGUUGCAAAGCAUGAAAAUUACUUCGCUUUACUGGAUGUUGCGAAGAGAUAUAACGUUGACCUAGUUGCUUUAAAAAAGAAUUUUAGGAGUAUUCAAAACCAGAUUCAUCCGGACAAAUUUGCGCAACAAACACCCGAAGAGAAACAGCUGGCUCUAGAAUGGAGUGCACUGAUCAACAAGGCAUACAAAACCCUUACGAAAUCUGUAGAUAGAAGCCAGUACUUAUUAGAACUACAAGGGAUUACCAUAUCGGAAGACAAUAGCCACAUUGAUCAAUCGUUUUUGAUAGACAUGAUGGAUCUUAACGAAUCCAUAGAUGAGGCUCGUGACUCGGAACAACUACAACAACUAAAAGCUCGCAUUGAAAAUUUAAUACAAAAUCAAACUCAGGACAUUGAACAAUCUUUCCAAGCAGAUGAUCUUGAGAGGGCUAAGCAAAGUGUGAUCCGCCUAAAAUAUCUUAUCAAUAUUGAAUCAAAAACUAAAGCAAAGGUUUUGCAACAAAGUUUGCAAACGAAAUAAGCAUUGUCCGUGUGGAAUGAGUCGUGAAUUAGUUCGGUUGCUCAUCUCUGCCACGAAUCCGGAGGCGGGUCAGCAACGUUAGGCCUUGGCUUGUGUGUAUGCCUAUUCGUAAAUCAAAACCAAAAAAUAAACGCCAAUUGUUGUUGAGUCGCUAAAGGAAGAGGACUACAUUAAUGGCACUACUCUUUGCUUUUCCCGCUCGAUACAUCAGCCUCGGCCGUCCCAUAGAGAACUAGCUGCAGUCGCUGCAGCUCUUUCUCCAACUUUGAUCUUUGCAUUCAAAUCCAACGUCCACCGGUCUAGUGUCUACAGCUCGCACAAUUUCCGCCCUCCGGGUUUCAAUCGGUGUGCGCCUUUUUGGUUGCCUCAUUAGCAUCCAUCGUUUGGCUUCGUGUUCGACGCGAAAGGCCACCUUUCGUCCUACACCCGUUCGUA
Messenger RNA from Anopheles aquasalis, 1228 nucleotides. RefSeq names its product iron-sulfur cluster co-chaperone protein HscB-like protein, mitochondrial (gene Hsc20). Gene Ontology annotation, cellular component: mitochondrion. Gene Ontology annotation, molecular function: protein-folding chaperone binding; ATPase activator activity. Gene Ontology annotation, biological process: [2Fe-2S] cluster assembly; protein complex oligomerization. NCBI's taxonomy places the organism in Eukaryota, Metazoa, Arthropoda, Insecta, Diptera, Culicidae. The record is from RefSeq and is a predicted model, not a curated record.